CCUUAUCACUGCAAAGCUUAAAAUGUCGACUGCAAAGAGAUUACCGUACAGACACCCCGGGGUCUAUAUCCCAUACACCAAUGCCGGCAUUGGACCUCAUGACUGGUGGACCAGUGAUCCUAGGAUCACUGAAAAUGGAUUUAUUUAUGUUGAUUCCCUCGGGCGAGAUAGGGUGUUGUUGGUCCAGUCCGUGAGUACUGGGGAACUUUUUGUCAACAAAAUUAUAAGAGCGACUGAAUUCCAAACGGUUCUACCCGCAGAGCUUCGGAUUUCGACUACGCCGGAAGCAGAUUGCCCCUUACCUACACCUCAUAUCGUGGAAGGGAAAUUGAGAAGGCAAUUCGAUGAAUGUGUUGCCUGGCAAUGGUUUAACGACGGCACAUAUUCCAUGUAUUUCAGGUAUUGCAACGGCGGCACAAUGGGGGGAUUAAUCGAGAAAUACCACGCGCAUCUCCGGCCGGUCCCGGAGAGUUUUAUUUGGCUUGCAAUUGAAAGGUUCUGCGAAAUCAUCCGAUACUUUCACGGGGGUUUGAUACCGAGACAAUAUGGCGUUGCCCCUCAUGCUCUAUGGGACAGAAUCUCCCACCGAGACUUCGCACCGAAUAAUGUCUUCAUACAUUAUGAACCAACUCGAGGAGGCCGUGUACCCAAUGCCGGUCUAGAAAUGAAUGCUUUCCCAAACAUUAUUAUCGGUGAUUUUGGCGAGGCAGCGCUGAGGACCGAUAACCCAUUUUUCAUGCCUAACGGUGUUUUCGGACUUCCUACGUUUCAAUUGUGGGAAGACGUAUACUUGAUGGGGGAGUGCCUUCGCUCAUUGGCCCAAACUCAUAUCCCUGAUAUUCCCGCCCUUAUCGACCCAAUAAACGAAAAUCCAAUGGCCACAGUAAAUGGCCACAUGCCUGCCGGCGAUAUUCCAUACUCGAAUGAUCUUAUCAACACUCUUAGCGAGUUUGAGUUCCCAGGCGGCGCCCUCGGCGCUGAUAUAUUCGGCAACCACAUCAACGCGGCUGGUGUCGUUACACCCAAUUAUCGAGUUAUGCCCAGAUUUAACCGGAUUAAUAACGUUAUUCUGCCACUAGCUCAAAGAAGAGUCCGCAGAUAUCGAGGUAUUCUUCGUCCAAGACCUGCCGGGUAUUACCGUGAUAUCGAUGUGUCAUGGACGAGACCGCCGAGGGUCAUGCCCUACGAGUACUUGGGCGUACCAGCCCCCCCGCCUCCAUUGGCCAAGGCCAAGAAGGGUAAAGCAGCACACAAAUGCCCAACACCAGAGCGGGAGCAAAAGCGGCGAAAGUUGCGCCAUGUAACGGCAUGGCAUCAUAUUCGGCCCAAAUACCAAGUUAAGAGCCUACAGUAUUAUCCCAUAAAAAUGACAGAUAUUAACGACGUCCCACCCCCGGCCCCUUACCCACCUUCGCCGCCAGGAGGCGACUCAACAUCACCCGGAGAAUAAUCGGAUUACGAUUCAAAUUAAUAUGAUCAUAAUGGGGAUGAAUUGGUGGAAGUAGGAUAAAGGGGUUGGUAGAGAAUGCUGGACAGUUACUCUGACCUCUAGUAGCUCCCUGGGCCGAAAGGUAUGUGUUAAAUGGAAUUGCCUCUAGCGAGACUUCCUCCGGAUUGGAUAUUCAGUAUAUAUAGAAUUGCAUUGUUUGCUUUUAUAACUUUUUUUUGUUUAUCCUGUUACCUGGUAUGUACAUAGAUAGAAUCUUAUUCCUAGAUUUUUUAAGCCAUAUUUAUGUCGGAACCAAUUGGGACAAAGGGGGCCGUGAUAGUGGUUGACGUUUCAAUUGCUACCCAAACUCGUCCCGGCUUUUUCUUUGACAUCAAUUAAUUGAGAGCGAAGCGUAAACGAG
This is a messenger RNA of Annulohypoxylon truncatum, 1850 nucleotides long. RefSeq lists its product as uncharacterized. Gene Ontology annotation, molecular function: protein kinase activity; ATP binding. The record is from RefSeq and is a predicted model, not a curated record. The coding region runs from base 23 to 1450 and encodes 475 amino acids. The transcript has 9 exons. Gene Ontology annotation, biological process: protein phosphorylation. NCBI's taxonomy places the organism in Eukaryota, Fungi, Ascomycota, Sordariomycetes, Xylariales, Hypoxylaceae.